Mauremys mutica (yellowpond turtle) is the source of this 3962-nucleotide messenger RNA. Its product is annotated as protein argonaute-1. Gene Ontology annotation, molecular function: protein binding; RNA binding. The coding region runs from base 103 to 2676 and encodes 857 amino acids. The transcript is spliced from 19 exons. NCBI's taxonomy places the organism in Eukaryota, Metazoa, Chordata, Testudines, Geoemydidae. The record is from RefSeq and is a predicted model, not a curated record.
CAGAGGCUGCGGCGGCCGCAGCAGCAGCGGGAGGCGGAGGGAGCAGCGCGCCGCCCCCCGCCCGCGGUUAGCCCAGCUCGGAGCCGUGCCCGCGUGGAUGGGAUGGAAGCAGGACCCUCGGGAGCAGCCGCAGGCACUUACCUGCCACCCUUGCAGCAGGUAUUUCAAGCACCACGUCGGCCUGGGAUAGGAACCGUAGGGAAGCCUAUCAAGCUCUUGGCCAACUAUUUUGAAGUGGACAUUCCCAAGAUCGACGUGUAUCACUAUGAAGUGGAUAUCAAGCCCGAUAAAUGUCCACGCAGAGUCAACAGGGAGGUUGUGGAAUACAUGGUGCAGCACUUCAAACCUCAGAUCUUUGGAGAUCGGAAGCCGGUGUACGACGGGAAAAAGAAUAUCUACACCGUCACUGCCCUGCCCAUUGGAAACGAACGGGUUGACUUUGAGGUAACAAUCCCAGGGGAAGGCAAAGACCGGAUAUUUAAGGUCUCCAUCAAGUGGAUGGCGAUUGUGAGCUGGCGGAUGCUCCAUGAGGCCUUGGUGAGCGGGCAGAUCCCCGUCCCGCUGGAAUCUGUCCAGGCGCUAGAUGUUGCCAUGAGACACCUGGCGUCAAUGAGGUACACCCCUGUGGGUCGUUCCUUCUUCUCCCCUCCUGAAGGUUACUACCACCCUCUGGGAGGGGGCAGGGAAGUUUGGUUUGGGUUCCACCAGUCGGUCCGGCCUGCCAUGUGGAAGAUGAUGCUCAACAUUGAUGUGUCGGCGACAGCCUUCUACAAAGCCCAGCCCGUGAUCGAGUUCAUGUGCGAAGUGCUGGAUAUCCGGAACAUCGACGAGCAGCCGAAGCCCCUCACGGACUCGCAGAGGGUGCGCUUCACCAAGGAGAUCAAAGGUUUGAAAGUAGAGGUGACCCACUGUGGGCAGAUGAAGAGGAAAUACCGAGUGUGUAACGUUACCAGGCGACCAGCCAGUCACCAGACGUUCCCCCUGCAGCUGGAAAGUGGGCAGACAGUGGAGUGUACAGUGGCUCAGUACUUCAAGCAGAAAUACAACCUGCAGCUGAAAUACCCCCACCUGCCAUGCCUGCAGGUCGGCCAGGAACAGAAGCACACGUAUUUGCCCUUGGAGGUGUGUAACAUUGUGGCAGGCCAGCGGUGCAUCAAGAAGCUAACAGACAAUCAGACAUCAACCAUGAUAAAAGCAACGGCGAGAUCUGCCCCGGAUAGACAAGAGGAAAUCAGCCGACUGAUGAAGAAUGCCAGUUACAACCUGGAUCCGUACAUACAGGAGUUUGGGAUAAAGGUGAAGGACGACAUGACGGAAGUGACGGGGAGGGUCCUUCCAGCACCAAUCUUACAGUACGGAGGCCGGAACCGGGCGAUUGCCACUCCCAACCAGGGCGUGUGGGACAUGCGGGGAAAACAGUUCUACAACGGGAUCGAGAUCAAAGUCUGGGCUAUCGCCUGCUUUGCCCCCCAGAAGCAGUGUCGAGAGGAGGUGCUGAAGAACUUCACAGACCAGCUGCGCAAGAUUUCGAAGGAUGCAGGGAUGCCCAUCCAAGGCCAGCCAUGUUUCUGCAAAUAUGCACAGGGUGCGGACAGCGUGGAGCCGAUGUUCCGACACCUUAAAAACACCUACUCUGGGCUCCAGCUCAUCAUCGUCAUCCUGCCAGGGAAAACACCUGUGUAUGCGGAGGUGAAGCGUGUUGGAGACACGCUCCUGGGGAUGGCCACGCAGUGCGUUCAGGUCAAGAAUGUGGUGAAAACCUCCCCGCAAACCCUCUCCAACCUCUGCCUCAAAAUCAACGUCAAACUGGGCGGGAUCAACAACAUCCUCGUGCCUCACCAGCGCUCGGCCGUCUUUCAGCAGCCAGUGAUCUUCCUGGGUGCCGAUGUCACCCACCCACCGGCAGGGGAUGGGAAGAAGCCUUCCAUAACGGCUGUUGUGGGCAGCAUGGAUGCCCACCCGAGCCGUUACUGUGCCACGGUACGGGUCCAGCGCCCUCGGCAGGAGAUCAUUGAGGACCUGUCCUACAUGGUGAGGGAGCUGCUCAUUCAGUUCUACAAGUCCACCCGCUUCAAACCCACCAGGAUCAUCUUCUACCGGGACGGGGUUCCAGAGGGGCAGCUCCCGCAGAUUCUUCACUAUGAGCUGCUGGCAAUCCGAGACGCCUGCAUCAAACUGGAGAAGGAUUAUCAGCCCGGCAUCACAUACAUAGUUGUCCAGAAACGGCACCACACCCGCCUCUUCUGUGCGGAUAAGAACGAAAGGAUUGGCAAGAGCGGGAACAUCCCGGCUGGAACAACUGUGGAUACGAACAUCACCCACCCGUUCGAGUUUGACUUCUACCUGUGCAGUCAUGCAGGCAUUCAGGGUACGAGCAGACCUUCCCAUUACUACGUCCUCUGGGACGACAACCGGUUUACAGCAGAUGAGCUGCAGAUCCUUACGUACCAGCUCUGCCACACCUACGUGCGCUGCACCCGCUCAGUCUCCAUCCCAGCACCAGCAUAUUAUGCCAGAUUGGUGGCGUUCAGGGCGCGGUACCACCUUGUGGACAAAGAGCAUGACAGCGGAGAGGGCAGCCAUAUAUCUGGACAGAGCAACGGCAGAGACCCGCAGGCCCUGGCAAAGGCUGUGCAAGUUCAUCAGGACACUUUACGUACCAUGUACUUUGCUUGAAAGCCUAACUUUUCUUACCUCACUCAAGAAAGCUUUCAGAUUUGUAGGAGCCAUACAAAAAAGGAAGCAUUGAGACACCUUGUUUGUUCCAAUGAGAAUCACUGCAGGGCAGGCAGCGUCGCUUGAGGCAGGAGACCAACACCACGUGCGGAAGGAGAGAGACCAGACCCCUUCGUAGUAUGGGAAGAGACUGAUUAUUUUUCUGGUUUUGCAAAUCUUCACCUGACCAAACCAGUGAAGGUGUUUAAAGAAGGGAUAAAACGGAAACAGAAGCAGGUUUUCAUUUUAAAAUGCAAUACACUAUAGACUUCUGACUGCAAAACAAAGGAAUUGGUCCUCCAUUGCCAAACAGAUGCUGGUUGGUAUUUUGGGGGUGGGGUGGGGGGAUUUUUAGAGCCUUAAACAGAAGACUAGAUUUAUAAACUAAUAUUUUAGGAUACAAGAUGCUUUAAUGGGUUAAGGAAAAAAACUAGUUUAUAGAAAAAUUCUAACACUAACCUUUGCCCCCAGUGUAAUGUAAGGCAGCCUAGCACUUAGCUCCGAACUGAUGAAAUCUGUCUUCCUUAUGGUAAAAGCUAGUUAGCUGCUUCCAUUUGAAGCAACAGUCACAGACUUUUCCUUGGGUGAGUGCCUUACUACGAUGCUGCAAAAUUUCAACGUUUUUAUCUUGUAAGGAAAAAAUAUAGGACUCUUGUCUUGGUGGUGGUCCAUAUUUCCAUCCAAAGGAGUUGAUUUUAUAUUCAUAAAGUUACAGUUGGUGUUAGAUCGCAACCUCACAAUGGUUAAACUCCAUUGAAAGACGUGCACUUUCAUAUAGGACAAGUUGAAUAGCUGCUGACCCGUUUUUGUUUCCAGUGUACUACUUUGUUAUUUAAAACUGCAUUUCUGACAAAUGGGGGCAUUCAUCCCAUGAGGACAGAAAUCUCCAGAUUAGUGUAUUUUUUUUCCUGAAUUUCUAUAAUGAUGGACACGUCGGGAUUUUUUUUUACUAAGCAUUAUUUUUAUAUGAUAUGAAGUCUGUUGCCAAAAUUCACAAGUCAUUAACAUUGUCAGAGUUUACAUCACUGCACUUCCUGAGACUUUGUAUGUUCAUGCCAGAGAUUGAUAGUAUUUCCUGUCCAAUGAGUGUAUUACUAACUGCAGUCCAUGGAGCUGUGGGGUAUUCCUUUGUUAUGUUCUAGUGCAGGGGUAGGCAACCUAUGGCACGCGUGCCGAAGGCGGCACACGAGCUGAUUUUCAGCGGCACUCACACUGCCUGGGUCCUGGCCACUAGUCUGGGGGGCUCU